UGUAUUAUUCACACAAAGCUGCCUCCUGUGUUUUAUUUUCCUUGGCGAUAUUUUGACUGUUUAGUGCCAGCACAUAACUGGUAGUAAAAGUUUGAAUAAUUGUUAAGUGCCUGUUCUCAGUGAACGAAUUUGGCUUCCAGUAUUCGAAGACUGAAAAACAGCGUUCUAAAAGAGACCGCCAGGCAGACUUUGCAGAGACCAAGGUUGAUAUUACGUUUCAUUGACUCUGCUAAUAACAUGUGAACAUGAUUACACUCAUUGUUUUCAGUUUGCUUUUGCACUUUGCGAUGGAAGCGUCAUCUCCUCUUGAUCAGGUGUUGCAAUAUAUUGAUGAACAUCAGGAUGACUAUGUCAAGCAUCUAAAAGAAUGGAUAGCAAUCCAGAGUGAAUCAGGCACUCCAACAAAGAGGGAUGAGGUGAUUCGAAUGAUGCAUGUUGUGGGUGAGACAAUCGAAAGGCUGGGAGGAACUGUUGAAGUAACAGAUAUGGGCAAUGAGGAGCUUCCCAGUGGAAAAAUCAUUCCAUUACCCCCAGUGGUUCUGGGCGAAUUGGGAAAAGACCCAAAUAAAACUACGGUCUGCAUUUAUGGACAUGUUGAUGUCCAGCCUGCAAGAAUCAAAGACGGAUGGACUACAGAUCCAUAUGUGCUAACAGAGAAGAAUGGUAAUCUUUAUGGACGUGGAAGCUCAGAUGACAAAGGCCCUAUUUUAGCUUGGCUCCAUGCCAUUGAAGCAUUUCAAGCACUGAAGCAAGAGCUGCCAGUGAACUUGAAGUUUAUUUUUGAAGGUAUGGAGGAAUCUGGAUCCUCUGGGCUAGAUGAUCUCUUAACCAAGAAAAAUGAGAUCUUUUUUUCCAAUGUAGAAUUCAUUGUUAUCUCAGAUAGUGCAUGGCUAAGCAAGAAGCCAGCUCUGACCUAUGGAACACGAGGACUGUGCUACUUUAUUAUAGAGGUACAAGGUGCAAAUCAAGAUUUGCACUCUGGUUCAUAUGGGGGAACAGUCCAUGAGGCAAUGACUGACUUGAUAGCUCUCUUGGACAGCCUCGUGAAUUCAUCUGGUCAUAUUCUGAUUCCGGGCAUCGAUUCAGAUGUUGUGCCCCUAACAGAUGAGGAGUGUCUUUUGUAUGAACCAAUUGAAUUUAAUCUUGAAGCUUUCAAGCAUACCAUUGGUACAACAGAACUCCUUCAUAAAACCAAGAUGGAUGUUCUCCUUCAUCGAUGGCGAUUUCCAUCACUUUCUAUUCAUGGGAUUGAAGGAGCUUUCUCAGGACCAGGAACUAAAACUGUUAUCCCAGCCAAAGUGAAGGGAAAAUUCUCCAUACGCUUAGUGCCAAACAUGGAUCCUGAAAAACUGAGCAAUCAGGUGAAGACAUAUCUUAAUGGAGUGUUUGCAGAACGUAGAACUCCCAACAAACUACGAAUUACUUUACAAUCUGGAUCAAAAGCUUGGUUUGCUGAUGUCACUGACAAGCUAUAUAAUGCAGGUCGAAGAGCCAUCAGAAAAGUGUUUGGAAUUGAAGCUGACCUGAUCCGUGCAGGAGGAACGAUUCCCAUUGCCAGAAUGCUCCAACAUACAAUGCAGAAAAGUGUGAUGAUGCUGCCAAUUGGUGGAGCUGAUGAUGGUACACAUUCUCGGAAUGAGAAACUCAGCAGGGAAAGCUACAUAAAUGGGACAAAGUUGUUUGCAGCAUUUAUAACUGAGAUUUCACAGCUUUAAGAAGAAUGGUCCACAUCAUUAUAUAUAGGUAUAACAUUUUUUUUGCUGCAAUUAGUCAAUCAUUUUGUGUAUUGUAAUAAAGUGACAUGAAAUGAGAACGAAAGAUAAUUUAGAACUUCUAAAAAAAAUGGCUAUCAGGAAUUGAAAUUGUAUGUAUGCAAAGUUAUUCCUCCAAAUGUUAAUCAUGAAAAUCUUAUCUGUUGCAUCUUUUCAAAUGUAAUGGGCAAUAAGUUCAUGAAUCAUGUUAAUACAUUUUAAUUUGUAAUAUUUUAGCCUUGCAGGGGUCUAUAAUUCAUAAGCUUUGCAACUACACAAGAAUUGAGUUUAUGAACACAAAUGUGUUUUUUUUUCCUUUCUGUAUUAAUGUUAACCCAUUUAUUUUAAACAUUUAAUCAAUCCCCUGGGCUGGACUAGUGGAUACUAAGUUUGCUAGUGUCCUAUUCUAUUUACAUCUGUGGUAUUUUGAUCGCCUUCAGAAUGCAGAGUCAAAAAUCCAAAUAUUGCUCACCUGGUGAUGACUUAUUAUGUGAGGUGUCAUCAAGCCGACAAUGCAAUGCCUGAAAUGAUGGCAGAAGUGGAUUCAACAGUAAUUUUCAAAAGAGAACUUGAUAAUUUUUUGAAGAAAAUGACAUUGCAGGAUUACAGGGAAGGAGCAAGGAAAAUAACUCGAAUUGGAUAGUUCUUUUAAAGAGAUAUCCUGCGAUAAUGGGCCAGUUUUCUGCUGUGUGAUCCUGUAUGGGGCAGUACUCUCUGCUUAGAAAUGUUGAUUAAAGAAUAAAAUAACUGAAUCACCGUGCAGUCAUAUUCUGUGUAAGAACAGCUUUAUAAAUGUGACGUGUCACCAUGAUCAAAGUACUUGAAGUUUCCAUCAAAAAUAAAACU
Molecule: messenger RNA, 2597 nt
Organism: Rhincodon typus (whale shark)
Lineage: Eukaryota; Metazoa; Chordata; Chondrichthyes; Orectolobiformes; Rhincodontidae
Product: cytosolic non-specific dipeptidase-like
Exons: 12
Coding region: 246-1715 (489 amino acids)
Biological process (GO): proteolysis
Cellular component (GO): cytosol
Molecular function (GO): metallodipeptidase activity
Source: RefSeq, a predicted model, not a curated record